Molecule: messenger RNA, 3054 nt
Organism: Diprion similis
Lineage: Eukaryota; Metazoa; Arthropoda; Insecta; Hymenoptera; Diprionidae
Gene: Vav
Product: protein vav
Exons: 8
Coding region: 422-2782 (786 amino acids)
Biological process (GO): cell migration; regulation of GTPase activity
Cellular component (GO): cytoplasm
Molecular function (GO): protein binding; guanyl-nucleotide exchange factor activity
Source: RefSeq, a predicted model, not a curated record
UAAAAUAGGGAAUCUAUGCACCGAUCAGAACCAGCAGCUGAAAAAUGCAAUUACUGAAAAGCGGAGCCCAUCUUGCCCUUGGAUGCGCAAAGUAUCAAAAAAUGGUCCAAAACGAACAAGGCUAAUUGUUUGAGGAAAAUGGCGUGAUAGCGGAGUAAACGUCACUAUACGAUGGUAUAUGGUGGUGAAAUUAUCAGGAAAAAGUAAUAAAAACUAGUAGAACAAGUAAACGUCAUUAAAAUUUUUGUCAGAAUGUUAACAACAAUGACAUUGAGGAAACAAUGAUGAGUCGUAAAUGAGGCAAUCGACCUGCAGUGACUGUGACAAGAAGUUACAAUGGGGAAUAACACUUCUGACGUGAAACUCUAAGGAGUGGUACAUACAUUACCUCUCGGUCAAUUAGCAGGACUGCUAAGACAAAAUGAAUUCCAGUGACGGCGGUGCAGAUCCAAGUAACGGAUGGCACGAGUGUGCCAGUUGGCUGACGAGGUGCGGCGCACUGCGGAGCGACCACAAGGCCAACUGGCCCAGUGCAACAGCGUUCGACCUGGCUUACACUCUGAGGGACGGCGUGCUCCUGUGCAAUUUGCUCAAUGCAGUCGACCCGGGUUGCGUGGACAUGAAAGAUGUGAAUCAGAAACCUCAACUGGCCCAAUUCCUUUGCCUUCGUAACAUCAAGAUAUUCUUAUCAGCCUGUUCCUCGGUCUUUGGACUCUCCGAAUCAGAAUUGUUCGAACCUUCUAUGCUGUUCGAUUUGUCUAACUUUCAUCGUGUCUUGUGUACUCUUUCCGCACUGUCCGUCUGCCCUCGAUUACAACGUAAAGGGAUCGAAGGUUUCUCUAUUGGACGUGACAGAUCUCAGGAAGAUAUUUACAAGGACUUGCAAAGUGCAGGUGUAGGGCGAGAGGACGAGGGUCGACGCCGAAGGUUUAGAAGGCGCGAGGGUAACGAGGCGGGUGUUGGGGGGGAUAGCCGAGAUCCUGUAGAGGAAGAAGAUGGCUACGGUGUUUUCUGCAGCCAUGCUCAAAGCGAAGAAAUUUACCAGGACCUCUGUAGUUUACACAUCCCUACCACUACCACACAGGGUGUGCCAGCAUCUGGAGGUGAAAAGCGUGACUACGUUGUUCAAGAGCUGGUCGAAACUGAACGCAACUAUUCUGAAGUAUUGGCAAACUUGCUGAGACAUUUCGCUCGCCCUUUGUCUCCACUUCUUCGCCCUGAAGAUUCAGCUUGUAUUUUCUUUGGGAUAGAAGAACUAUCAAAAAUUCACACAGGUUUUCACAGCCAGUUACGCAUUGCUCGAAACGGGGCAGACCUAGCAAGAAUAUUUUUAGAUUGGCGGGAAAAGUUUCUACUUUAUGGUGAUUACUGUGCCAACCUCACCUUAGCCCAAAUUACAGUGCGAGAUGUUUGUCGCAAUGAACUCAUCAAUGAAGUAGUAAUCAGAUGCCAGGAAGAAGCUAAUAACGGAAGAUUCAAACUCCUCGACAUAUUGUCCGUUCCGAUGCAAAGGAUAUUGAAAUACCACUUAUUGUUACAAAAAUUAGUAGAAGAAACUCCUCGUGAAUGGAUCGAAGACCGUCGACAACUAGAGAAAGCUAGAGAAGCUAUGGUAGAUGUAGCACAAUACAUAAACGAAGUAAAGCGUGAUUCGGACACACUGGAUCUCAUUAGAGAUAUUCAAGCUUCAAUCGUAGGUUGGGAUGUUACAGAGGAUACACAGCUCAAGAAUUACGGGCGUUUGCUCAAAGAUGGAGAGCUGAAGGUAAAAGCUCACAACGACCAACGGGUGAAGGCACGAUGGGCAUUUGUUUUUGAGCAAGUGGUACUGAUUUGCAAAGCAGAAAGAGGAGAUCAAUACUGCUACAAGGAAACAUUGCGCUUGGAUGACUACAGAUUGGAAGAUCAUAUGGAAAGACGGACUAUGGGUCGUGAUUCUCGAUGGUCUUAUCAAUGGCUGCUGGUUCACAAACAAGCCUACACUGCCUAUACCUUGUACGCUAGAACUGAUGAUCAAAAGAAAGCAUGGAUCAAAGCAUUACGAGAAGCAAUGGACAACAUUAAUCCAGCCGCAUGCAAAUCCACAGAUCAUAAAUUCAAACUAACCACAUUUGAUACUGCACGAUAUUGUCAGCACUGUGGGAAGUUUCUGAAGGGCCGAAUAUUUCAGGGAUACAGAUGCACAUCUUGCCGUUUCUCAGUGCAUAAGCAAUGUAUUAUGUAUUCGGGUCGUUGCACGCCUGUGCCACCACCGCUACCAUGUGAACUUGCCUUGUCUCCGAAACUGUGGUUUGUGGGUGAAAUGGGCAGGGACACAGCAACUUUAAAGCUGGAACAUCGUGAAGAUGGUACCUACAUGUUAAGAAUACGACGUGCAGGCCAGCCUCGUCUUGGAAAUGAAACUAGCUAUGCGCUUAGCAUUAAGGCAUAUGGAAGGGUGAAGCAUAUAAGGGUGUUUAAACGUGAAGCAGAUGGUGCUGUGCAUUACUAUCUAAGCGAAUCGCGGUUUUUUAAAAGUGUUGUCGAACUAAUAGAGUACUACGAGCGAGCUUCACUGGCAGAAAACUUUGAGGAUUUGGAUCAGCGGCUGCUCUGGCCAUUUAGGCGAGUUUUAGCCAAGGCGCUGUUUGACUUUAGAGGAGAAGAACCAAAUCAAUUGAGUCUACGUCGAGGCUGCCGAGUAGUUGUGCUUAGUAAGGAAGGAGAUGCCAGGGGUUGGUGGAAAGGUAAAAUAGGCGAUCAAGUUGGAUUCUUCCCUAAAGAAUACGUUGCCGAAGAAUGAAUUCCAGAUGUUCAAAUUAAUUUCAUAGAUGAUCGAUGUCUGAAUUCUCAGUGUAACAGUAUAGCAUGUAAAACAUUCAGUUCAACGUUACCCAGAUAACAAUAAGUGGCUAUCGGUUUACUGCUAUGAAAAAAAUUGUAUUUGGAUUAGAUUCGUCCAUCUACACACAGCGUUAAAAACGCACGAAAAUACGGAUUCGGUGAUACCUGGAUCACUUGUAUAGUAGUUAGAAUGAGACUUCUGAUAGCACAGCUCAAAUCACUUAUUUAGUG